AUGAUCCUCAAGCCUCUCACAAAAAGAAAAAACAAAGAAAAGAGGGCAUCCAGGGGCGCCGCCUGAGAGCACAGAAACUCUUUCUUGUUUCUUUACCUUCUUCUUCCAUAUCACUUAUCACUUCCCCACCACAGCAAACCCUAAACCCUAAGCUAAAGAUGAAUAGGGAAAGACUUAUGAAGAUGGCUGGUGCAGUUCGCACCGGUGGGAAGGGCAGCGUGAGAAGAAAGAAGAAGGCUGUCCACAAGACUACUACAACAGAUGAUAAAAGGCUUCAGAGCACUUUAAAGAGAAUAGGAGUGAAUACAAUUCCUGCAAUUGAGGAAGUCAACAUAUUCAAGGAUGACAUAGUGAUCCAGUUUGUGAAUCCCAAAGUUCAAGCAUCCAUUGCAGCCAAUACAUGGGUUGUUAGUGGCACUCCACAGACUAAGAAAUUGCAGGAUAUUCUCCCUCAAGUGCUUGGACAUUUAGGUCCUGAUAAUUUGGACAACCUUAAGAAGUUGGCGGAGCAAAUCCAGAAGCAGACACCCAGUGCCGGCGCUGCUGCAACCACAGAGCAAGUUGAGGAUGACGAUGAUGAGGUUCCAGAUCUUGUGCCUGGAGAGACAUUUGAAGCUGCUGCGGAGGAGGGUAAAACUGCUUCUUAGGGAGACAGGGAAGGGAUUUUGUGUUAUUAUAUACACUUCCUAUGUUUUUGAAGUUCUUGUUUUUCUUACUACACCUUCAUCCUUGUGCCUUUCUUGAUCUUAUGUUUUAGUGACACUAGAUUCUUGUUUGAUUUCCUGAUCCAAUGUAUGCACUACAGAAAUUUCUGAUUGUUUGUCGGUUUAUUAUUUUACUAUACUGGUGCUUUCCUUCCA
Messenger RNA from Ricinus communis (castor bean), 860 nucleotides. RefSeq names its product nascent polypeptide-associated complex subunit beta. Gene Ontology annotation, cellular component: nascent polypeptide-associated complex; cytosol. The record is from RefSeq and is a predicted model, not a curated record. Bases 159 to 647 code for a protein of 162 amino acids. The transcript has 6 exons. Lineage: Eukaryota; Viridiplantae; Streptophyta; Magnoliopsida; Malpighiales; Euphorbiaceae.